GGCAAACUGCCCAUCAACCACCAGAUAAUUUAUCAGCUGCAGGACGUGUUCAAUCUGCUGCCUGAUGUCAACCUGCAGGAGUUUGUCAAGGCCUUCUACCUGAAGACCAACGAUCAGAUGCUUGUGGUCUAUCUGGCCUCGCUCAUCCGCUCUGUAGUGGCGCUCCACAAUCUCAUCAACAACAAAAUAGCGAACCGUGACGCAGAAAAGAAAGAGGGCCAAGAGAAAGAUGACAGCAAGAAAGAAAAGAAGGACGAGAAGGAUAAAGAUAAG
Messenger RNA from Sinocyclocheilus rhinocerous, 273 nucleotides. RefSeq names its product 26S proteasome non-ATPase regulatory subunit 7-like. NCBI's taxonomy places the organism in Eukaryota, Metazoa, Chordata, Actinopteri, Cypriniformes, Cyprinidae. The record is from RefSeq and is a predicted model, not a curated record. Gene Ontology annotation, biological process: proteasome-mediated ubiquitin-dependent protein catabolic process. The transcript has a single exon. The annotation marks the transcript as partial. Gene Ontology annotation, cellular component: proteasome complex.